UUUUUUAGAUAAAGAUGGCCACUUAUGAUUCAGAAUCAGAUGUUGUAUCUGAUAACGAAGAUAUAGAGGUUGCAAUGAGUGAUACAGAAGUAGAAAGUCCAAAGCCGAAACAGAAAAGGAGGAGCAGAUUAUUCCCCCUUGAUAGGAUACUCGCUGUCCUGUGCUGUCCCUCGUUAUGUUUGGCGGGGUUUACAGAGGCGGAUCUCGCUCCACUCCGGGAAAACUAUCAGUCACUGGACAGAACCGGGAAGAAACAGUGGCUGCUAGAUUACUUUUGGAGCCAUUCACAGUUCGACAAUGAAAAUUACACAUGGAGGUUUACCUUUGUUCUUUGGAGUAAAGAGGUAUGCCAGACAGCCUUCAGGCUUACUCUGGGGAUUGCUUCCUCAUCAUUCUAUGAAGUUAGGAAAUUAUUUCUAGACAAGAAGAAGGUUAUUUCACAGCCUAGAACAAAGAGGACACAAGCAUUUAAGUCAAAGCAGGCGAUG
Molecule: messenger RNA, 488 nt
Organism: Saccostrea cuccullata (small rock oyster)
Lineage: Eukaryota; Metazoa; Mollusca; Bivalvia; Ostreida; Ostreidae
Exons: 5
Source: RefSeq, a predicted model, not a curated record